Camponotus floridanus (Florida carpenter ant) is the source of this 5575-nucleotide messenger RNA. RefSeq names its product voltage-dependent calcium channel subunit alpha-2/delta-3 (gene stol). The record is from RefSeq and is a predicted model, not a curated record. Lineage: Eukaryota; Metazoa; Arthropoda; Insecta; Hymenoptera; Formicidae. Gene Ontology annotation, cellular component: voltage-gated calcium channel complex. Gene Ontology annotation, molecular function: voltage-gated calcium channel activity. Bases 1145 to 4792 code for a protein of 1215 amino acids. The transcript is spliced from 24 exons.
GAUAGUAGCACGACGCACGACGUGAUACGCCGCGCCGCGCGUUUCUGCGCGAUUUUUUAUGUCGCGCGAGCCAAGUCGGGGUGGACUCGCUUGAGGAAGUGUCGCGGGAUCGUGCGUCGAUUUUGAUCGUUUGAUUUCAACCCCUUAGCCGCUUAGCCGCUCACGCGCUCCACUCGCCUCUUCCGCUCGCGCGUAUCGUCUCUCUCUCUCUUUCUCUCUCUCUUUCUGGCCGAAGCCUUGCUCCAAUCUCCUUUCCCGCCGCUUUCGACCCUUCUCUCGUUCUCCAUUUCCACCCUCGCGCUCCCUUUCCUUCUCCCCCUGCCGUAUACCACCCAUCCAUUCCAUUCUUUCUAGUUCUCUGCGCGUUACGGCGUGAACUAGUACCGAAUUCGCGCGACGACGCGGCGUCGCGAAUCGGCGGAACAGAGCGAGUGCGAAUAAAUCGCGUCGUCGUCGAGAACGGCAGCGGAGGCGCAAAGGGAGAAUAUGCCGCCUUCGCUAAGCGCGAUGAAAUCAUGUGGUCGCGCUCGGCUCCGGAGGUGGCAGUGACAUUUCGGACGCACACGUUCCGGAACGAUACACAUAGCCCGGAACGCUCUCUGCCGCCACCGCCGCCGCCGCCUUCCUCCUUCCGCCUACCUCCGUUGAAAUGAUCGAAUCGACGGACGGAGCCGUCAUCGUGGCGCAUGUAGCGUGGACCACUAUUGGCGAAAAUGGAAAAACAUCGGGGAUGAAGACGGGGCUUCAUCGCUGUGUGUGAUCCGAUUUUGCGACUUGUACAUAUAUAUAUUUGUACACACGUGCGCGAGCGAGUGACAGGUCGGGAGUUAUUACGAGUUUCGCGAGAUUAGUGAGUAGUAGGCUAGAUGCGCUUGAGAUUGAUCCGGAGGAAGAACGAGAGGAAGAAAUCCGAACACGGUACCGACCUAUGGACGAUGCGCGAAGAUCAUUAAAUCGACGGGCGUCGAGCCGGUACGCCGCUGGUCCCCGGUCCCUGCUUCGACGAUCGAUCGCCAAUCACACGAAAUUAUCGCGAAGAAAAAGGGGUUUACGCGGGCUACGCGCCGAGAACAACGAGAAACGGAGAGAGAAAGAGAGGGAGGGAGAGGAAUUCGAGAAAUAAUUGUUGAGAACUGUUGAAAUAAUGUUCCUGCGCAUUGACGACAGGCUACUACGCUUUGGGAUACUGUUUCUGUUGUGGAUAGGCUCGAGUUGCCAGCAGGAGGAGGACAUACCCCACAAUGAAGUGAAAAACUGGGCUUUAAAGUUUGGCGUGGAUUUAUGGGAGUUUGGCAAACAAGUAACUAAAAUGAGCGAGAUACAGAGAAAAUACCAUGAAAUGGAUGCAAACGUCGUGAAAAGGGAUGGUCUCGUCCUUGUUCGGGAAAUGGCCAUGGAAGUGAAAAAUAUGAUGGACUUUAAAAUGAAUGCUGUGAUGAGAUUGGUGGAGAGUGCCGAGCAAGCUGCAGUAUCGGUGCCAAAAGAAGGGAAUGUAUCGCCUAAAUAUUACGCUUCGCAUCGGCUUAAUAACUUUGUUACUGAUGGAAAGAGUUCCGGUGGCGCGCAGGAAAUGUUCCUUACUGUAAAUCGUCAUUUUGACCAUUUAGCAGUGAACGUUAGUUUGUCUGCCGUGCUAUUACCAAGUGGAGUUAAAGACAGUGACCGUGAUGUUGCUUCGGGCAUUCAAUGGAGCGAAUAUUUAGACCUUUUGUUUGUUAAUAAUUAUGAAAGUGAUCCUACACUAUCAUGGCAAUAUUACGGAGCGACGGCAGGAUUUCUACGUCGUUUUCCAGCGAUAUCUUGGCCACCGAUGGAGGCUACAUCCGGAAGGUUCAAGUCCUCCUCGCAUCAUCGAGCUGUUCGCGAUGUGUACGAUUUUAAGAUGUUGAAUUGGUUUAUCGGAGCGGCGAAUAGCCCGAGAGAUUUAGCAGUAUUGAUCGAUAGCACGACUUAUGUAUCUGAUAAAAAUCGGCGAUUAACAAUAGCCACGACGAAAAUCAUUCUAGACACCCUAGGACCGAACGAUUACGUGAAUGUAUAUCGUUAUGGUGAAAAUGCUGAGGAAAUCGUACAAUGUUUCAAGGAUAGUUUGGUGCAGGCAUCACCAGAGAAUAUUCACGAAAUGAAGAUAGCAUUAUCUUCCGUGAAACAUGAGGAUCCUGCGACUAACAUCUCAGCCGCGCUCAGCACUGCCUUUGAGAUCUUGCACAAAUAUAACAGGACCGGUCAGGGGAGUCAGUGCAAUCAGGCCAUUAUGUUAAUCACCUGCGAUACUGGUGGCCCGCCUGUGGAAGUGAUAAAACGUUAUAAUUGGCCGCACAUGCCUGUCCGCAUCUUUACUUACCUCAUCGGCGGUGAUAAAAGUCCCGAGCUCCGAAACACGGCUUGCACUAAUAAGGGAUUUUAUGCAAGAAUAACAAACGUGGACGAAAUCCAUGAUAAAGUCUUCGAGUACGUGAAGGUUCUAGCACGGCCUAUGGUACUCUAUCAGCAUGAUCAUCCUCUUCACUGGAGUCCUGCUUAUAUAGGUGGAAAGAGUAGUAUGUAUGGCAGAGAAAAUCGCGGUCAACUAAUGACGUCCGUGUCAGCUCCAAUUUUAGAUCGCCGAAAUUAUACGGUAAAAACAGCCAAUUUAUUGGGUAUCGUUGGUACUGACGUACCUGUUGAGGAGAUUCAGAAACUCGUGCCGCCUUACAAGUUAGGAGUUAACGGAUAUUCGUUUAUUGUUGACAAUAAUGGCAGAGUUCUGUAUCAUCCUGAUUUGCGGCCUCUCCCUGGAAAUAUAGAAUAUGAUGAAACGCUAAAGCCUACAUAUAUAAGUGUGGAUUUAUCGGAAGUUGAACUCGCAGAAUAUGAUGGCCCUUCAACCCCUCCAAACAAUUCUCUCCUACUCGAUUUGAGACGUGAUAUGAUCGAUCAAAAAGAAGGAGAAACAGAUUUUACAAUCAAAAUUCAUUAUGACAAUAUGAAAAGAGUUACGAUCAGACGGCACAACUAUUUUUACAAGCCGAUCGAAGGCACACCAUUUUCUUUAGGCCUAGCUUUGCCAGAAGGAUAUGGCAUGUUCGAAUUACGUGCCGAGCACGAAAUCAAACUCGCUAUUGUAAAUGUAACAGAAUAUUUCAAAGGGGUCAGCUGGAAAGUGCAUCCCGAUUGGGUCUAUUGCGAAUAUAGUUCGGCUUCCGAUAAAUUAUUUUCCUCUCCCGAAGAACGCGUCUUGCACUUUUUAGCACGAACGCGUAGACCGGGUUGGAAAUGGAUGUCCUUGAGACCAAGGAGUCCUAGCUCGCAUCACAAACAAGCGAGCAAGUCGGAUAAAGAUGCUUAUUAUUGCGAUAAGAAACUAGUGCAAUCCCUAGUUUUGGAUGCUCUAGUAACAGAUGGAUUCGAUAAGAGAGAAGCACAAAGAAUGCACAAAGAGGAAAAUGACAACCCUAUUGCCAUACUGAUGGCUCUACUGCACAGUCAAGGCAAGGGUAGAUUUGGCGUCACUAGAAGUUUCAUCGCAACCAGAAGUGGACUUCUACGAUGGCACGAGCAUCAACAAAACGAUGACAACACUGAUGAACCGCGAUUCGCGGAAAAGUAUGCAAGAGCCAUGGAUUCAACAUGGUACAAACGUGCAGUGGAUCAACAUUCCAUAGAGCCAGAAAGCUUCGUCUUCAGCGUACCAUUUGAUGCGGCUGAAACAAUCGAUCCGCUUGUCACCGCCACUCACGCGAUAUAUAUCGGGAAAAGCCACAAAGCUCCGGCGGCAGUAGUGGGUUUGCAAUUUCAACAUUCGUCUUUGGCAACUCAUUUCGUCAAUAUCACGUCUACGUGCACCGGUAUGACAGGAUGUAAAAAAAAUUGCGCGUCGGAGGAGCUCGACUGUUACAUUUUAGAUAAUAACGGAUUUAUCAUUAUAAGCGAACGUCACGAACAUACUGGAAAGUUUUUCGGUGAAAUAGAUGGGACAAUAAUGGAUUCCUUAGUACAAGAUAGGAUAUACAGGAAAGUAUCUGUUAUUGAUUAUCAAGGAACUUGUAGCCCUCAAGAAUCUCAUCAAUCGUCAGCGCCGCAAACUAUAUCCAAUUCUGUUAUAAAAACAACUGCGGCAUUUGGCAAUUUUCUUUGGACUCUAAUUUUAAGCCUCAAUAUUCAAGAUUUCUGGCGAACAACAUUAGCAUUUGCUAAUGAUGUAAUGCAUUCGUUGGAUGACGAUUUAAUGAUCUCCGACGAUGGUGAAAUUCAAGACCUCGAGUCACUUACAUCUGUCGAUUCGACAGAAGAGGGAGCAUCGGAUGAGAACAACAUAUAUAUGAGAUUUCCGAUAAUUGCACCAGCCUCGCCACCAACUACUCGAGCCACUUCCGCUCAUUAUUUCCGAAAAUUGCGCUCAUGCGAGAAGAAAACAGAUCUUUACAUUCUGCAACCUGAACGGCUUAAUACCAGCGGGCAGAGCAAUCCUUUGAAGGGGAAGCUCACUAAUUGUCACGUUACUGGAUGCGAAAGACCGUUCAGUGUUCAAAAGAUUCGUCACACCAAUCUAAUAUUGUUGGUGGUUGACACGCUGUGUCCAUGCGGCAGUAAACAAUUGAGUAUUGAACCUAUUGAGGCAUUGACAGAACCAGGAGCAUGCACGGCAAGGAGAGAACGCUUGUACCGACGAAGACCACCGAAAUGUAUAAACUACCACCCUGAAGAGAUGGAAAUUAAAUAUUGUGGCAACGCCGACCGUCUUGUUAGUUUCUCGUCGUUAAGUCUUACAGUUCUCUUAUCUAUCGUUAUAGUGCGGCUGUUACUUGCGUGACUUUAUCGUCAUUAAAUAAUAUUGCGCAUACACACGCGCAAAUACAUAUACACACACAUAUAUACACACAUGUUUAUAAAUUAUCUUUUUAAAAUGAAUUUAGUGUUAUUGUUUCUAUGAAACAAUUAUAAAGAAGGAGAGAAGUAAAAGAAAAGAAAAUAAUGUAUUAGAUAUUUAUUCGCGGAUUAUUACGACAUGAAGGUGGUAAUACACAUACACGUAUGUACACAUGAACGUACGCGCGCACACGUACACACAUACAUACACACACACAUAUACACAUAUAUUAUAGAUAUAUAUACAUAUAGACCAAUCAUUUGAUCUAUAGAAUGAAAUUAAAGAAAAACUGUUGGAGAUCAUCUUUGAUUAUCAUCUUUUUUUUCUUUAAGAGCGACCAAUAGCGAUACUGACGAAGUAUUACAUUCAGCAUUGAUUGAAAGAGGAGAGGAAGAUAUUUAAAGAUGAUUUUUGCAGUUUCUCUGUUGAUAUAUAAACUUCACAGUUCCGAUAUAGGAAAAUUAUAUGAUUGUUGGUCUAUUUACAUAUGUCUACGAUACAGACACACACAUACACGUAGGAUGUUUCGAAGUACACCAACAACGCUUAAAGAUUAAUAAGGAAUGAUAAAAUAAGAAUUUUUUAAGCGGUACUUCUCAAGUCUAGAAAUGUAAUAUUUUUCCGUUACAUAAAAUAAUAAAAUAAUUAAAUGUAUCUUGAAAGAGAUUUCAGGCCAUCAGGUGCCAAUAAUAAACAGUUUUCUUUACGUGAAAAAAUAAGAGAAAU